Chinchilla lanigera (long-tailed chinchilla) is the source of this 2208-nucleotide messenger RNA. It is a transcript of the gene Pigt, whose product is annotated as phosphatidylinositol glycan anchor biosynthesis, class T. Gene Ontology annotation, cellular component: GPI-anchor transamidase complex. Bases 44 to 1780 code for a protein of 578 amino acids. Gene Ontology annotation, biological process: attachment of GPI anchor to protein. The record is from RefSeq and is a predicted model, not a curated record. NCBI's taxonomy places the organism in Eukaryota, Metazoa, Chordata, Mammalia, Rodentia, Chinchillidae. The transcript is spliced from 12 exons.
UUUAGGGGGGGCGGGCACGCCGGGGGCGGAAGCGGCCGCAAUCAUGGCGGCCGCAGUGCCGCGCGUUCUGGUCGUGCUACUCUUCCUAAGGCUGGUCGGCUGGGGCCAUGCAGAGCCCCCACGCGAUAGCUUUCGGGAGGAGCUCGUCAUCACCCCGCUGCCUUCCGGGGACGUAGCCGCUACUUUCCAGUUCCGUACGCGCUGGGAUUCGGAACUGCAGCGGGAAGGAGUAUCUCAUUACAGGCUCUUCCCCAAAGCCCUGGGCCAGCUGAUCUCUAAGUAUUCUCUGCGGGAACUGCACCUGUCAUUCACGCAAGGUUUCUGGAGAACGCGAUACUGGGGGUCACCCUUCCUACAGGCCCCAUCAGGUGCAGAGCUCUGGGUCUGGUUCCAAGACACUGUCACUGAUGUGGAUAAAUCUUGGAAGGAGCUCAGUAAUGUGCUCUCAGGGAUCUUCUGCGCCUCUCUCAACUUCAUUGACUCCACCAACACAGUCACUCCCACUGCCUCCUUCAAACCUUUGGGGCUGGCUGAUGACACCGAUCACUACUUCUUGCGCUAUGCUGUGCUGCCAAGGGAGGUUGUCUGCACUGAAAACCUCACCCCAUGGAAGAAGCUCUUGCCCUGUAGUUCCAAGGCAGGCCUCUCUGUGCUCCUGAAGGCUGAUCGCUUAUUCCAUACGAGUUACCACUCCCAGGCAGUGCAUAUCCGCCCUAUCUGCAGAAACGCACGCUGUACCAGCAUCUCCUGGGAGCUGAGGCAGACCCUCUCGGUUGUGUUUGACGCCUUCGUCACGGGGCAGGGGAAGAAAGACUGGUCCCUCUUCCGGAUGUUCUCCCGAACCCUCACAGAGCCCUGCCCUCUGGCUUCAGAGAGCCGAGUCUACGUGGACAUCACCAGCUACAGCCAGGACAAUGAGACAUUGGAGGUGAACCCACCCCCCACCACCACUUACCAGGAUGUCAUCCUGGGCACUCGGAAAACCUAUGCUGUCUAUGACUUGCUUGACACAGCCAUGAUCAAUAACUCCCGCAACCUCAACCUUCAGCUCAAGUGGAAGAGGCCCCCAGAGAAUGAGGCCCCACCAGUGCCCUUCCUGCACGCCCAGCGUUACGUGAGUGGUUACGGACUGCAGAAGGGGGAGCUGAGCACGCUGCUGUACAACACCCACCCGUACAGGGCCUUCCCGGUGCUGCUGCUGGACGCCGUGCCCUGGUACCUGCGGCUGUAUGUGCACACCCUCACCAUCACCUCCAAGGGCAAAGAGAACAAACCAAGUUACAUCCACUACCAGCCUGCCCAGGACCGGCAGCAGCCCCACCUCCUGGAGAUGCUGAUUCAGCUGCCAGCCAACUCAGUCACCAAAGUCUCCAUCCAGUUUGAGCGGGCGCUGCUCAAGUGGACCGAGUACACUCCGGACCCCAACCAUGGCUUCUAUGUCAGCCCAUCUGUCCUCAGUGCCCUUGUGCCCAGCUUGGUGGCAGCAAAACCAGUGGACUGGGAAGGGAGCCCUCUCUUCAAUACCCUAUUCCCGGUCUCGGAUGGCUCCAGCUACUUCGUGCGACUCUACACGGAGCCACUGCUGGUGAACCUGCCCACACCUGACUUCAGCAUGCCCUACAACGUGAUCUGCCUCACGUGCACCGUGGUGGCCGUGUGCUAUGGCUCCUUCUAUAAUCUCCUCACCCGAACCUUCCACAUCGAGGAGCCCAGCACCGGAGGCCUGGCCAAGCGCCUGGCUAACCUUAUCCGGCGAGCUCGUGGUGUCCCCCCACUCUGAGGCUCACCCUCUUCAGCAGCUGCAGCUGGUGUUUCUCUCUGGGGAGGGGUGGUGAUGGUCCCUGGGGCAUUAUCUGCUACUGCCUCUCCCCAGAGUUGGAUUUUGAACCAAACUGCCCUGAACUGCGCCAGGGCCCAGAGCUAUGCUCUCCAGUGCAGUAGCCAUGAGGUAAAGUUGGUGUUUAAAUUUAAGUUAAAUUAAAAUUUUAUUUCCUCGGUGGAAGUGUGAGGUAGCCACACUUCAAGUGUUCAGCAACCAGAAGAAAUUAGUGCUGCAGCAGUGGACAGCACAGGCCAGUGUUUGCAUCUUUGCAGAAAGUUGUGUUGCACAGCACUGGCCCAGGUAAUAGGGUGUGCUGAAGAGUCCGUGGCAAUGUGUGGUGCGUGGAAUUUACUGGUUGUGGAAUAAAACGUGGCUACUUCCCCAGU